This is a messenger RNA of Cannabis sativa, 1978 nucleotides long. RefSeq lists its product as uncharacterized. The coding region runs from base 1094 to 1540 and encodes 148 amino acids. The transcript has 2 exons. Lineage: Eukaryota; Viridiplantae; Streptophyta; Magnoliopsida; Rosales; Cannabaceae. The record is from RefSeq and is a predicted model, not a curated record.
UGUGUAAUUAGUAACUAGCUAUAAUUAGUUACUAAAUACAUUAACAAAAUAAACAUAUAAAAUCCUUCUUUUUUAUUUUUUUUUUCUUUCAUUUGAGAGGUUCAAUGUGGAUUUUUAUUUUUCAAAGAAAAUAAAGAGCAAAAGUUAAUUAAAAGGGGAAAAUAUUAGUUAAUACCCUUAUUGCUUUACCAAAAAUUUUUUCCCUCAACUUUUUUUAUUAAAAAUAUUUAACAUUUUACCAACAUUCUAAUCAACAAAACAACCUAAUAAUAUGAACUAAUCUAAAACGAGAAUUUGAGUAAUUUAUAAAUUAAUAUGAAUAAAUUGUGAGAAACUUAGUUAGUUACAUUGUGUAAUUAGUAACUAGCUAUAAUUAGUUACUAAAUACUGAAUUUUUUUGGAUAGGAUUUUUGUUAUGGAUAAAUCAUGGAUGCGUGAGGAGAGAGACACACUGCGAUUUCAAGUAGGGUUCGAUGCAUUUUUAGAGUUUGCCUUAAAGAAUUCUAAAAAUCACGAUCGUAUUCAUUGUCCGUGGGUAGAUUGUUGUAAUGUAUCUAAAGGGAAUAUUACAAUGAUUAAGGACCAUGUGUAUUUACGAGGUUUCAAUAGAAGUUAUACUAAUUGGUAUUACCAUGGCGAACAUUUACCUAAUGAUCCAUAUCCAUUAGGAAAGCGGGGGGUAGAUGAUAUCGAGGGUAAUGAUUUCGAUGAUUAUCCAUUGGACUUGCUUAACGAAGCACAUGAGGAAUUUCUUAAUGAUCCUGAGAAAUUCGAUAAUUUUCUUAGUGAUGCUGAUAAACCUCUGUUAGUGGAGUUUGAAUAUCUUCAAUAUUCAUUCGUAGUGAAGUAGGUUCUGCGAAUAUAUGUGCUGCGGUGGGAUGGAUGAACAAACUACUGUUAUAUAUAUGUUAUUUGUCGUUAUACAGCCAUGUUCAAAAAUUUUGGGGUCAUUCAAUUACAACCGUUAUGCUGCCGCAAUUUCAGUAGAAUUUGAAUAAAAUUUGAUAUAUAUAUAUAUAUUAUGUUUUGUUUUGUUUAGGGUCCACUCGCUCAACCGCCCUCAAGACGUGAUGCGUCAAAGGGGAAAGCUCCGAUGCUUUCUCCACAAGGCCGUGGUGCACGGGAAGAUGACUUGUUCACGGAAGAGAAGAUGGCGUUGAUCCCUAAUUCGCUAAAAUGGAUGAUUCAUGAAUUCCUGAGGCUCAAACAUAAACGUGAUAUAAUCACAAUUCCUGUCCCCCGAGGAUUCAUUGCACCGCGUACCCAGAUCACGUUAUCUGGAGAGGAUUUGCAGCAGGUUGCUACGUGUGACUACAUCGGCAACCAGGGAAUGCUGUUUGGAAUGAUGCACAUAUGGGAGAGCAUCAACGGUCUGAGAAAAAAUUUCAAGUUUUACGACCUAGAGCUUCUCAUAGUGCAUGGGAUCAACGAUGAAGAAAAGAGUCAGUCUUUUGACGAUGCGGCAAGACGAUUGGCUAAUUGUUUAUCAUUAAUGAACAACAACCACCAAAUGUUCUUUAUUCCUUGGAAUAUCGGGUAAACUUUAUUAAAUUCUUUAGUGCUAAUUGUUCAUUUCUAUAUUAUGUCUUCAAAUUAUUUUUAUACUAUCUUACUUAUAUUCCAAUAUAAUUUUCUAGGAUGCAUUGGACGUUAGUGGUGGUUACGCCAAUGAAAAUUAUCCAUUUAAACCCUAUAAGUGGCCGCCCAAUUCCCGAAGUAAUAGAACAAAUGAUCGGAAGGUAAUAAUUUAAUGACUUCUUAUGUAACGAAUUUAAAUUAACUAACGAAUUGAAAUGCUAAUAUAAUUUUCCCAAACAGGGCAUUCAUGUAUAUAGGGAACGCACAUGACUAUCUUGGCCCGUGGCAAGGAAUUAACCAAGCAAACUGUCCAAGACAACCUAAAAGCCAAGAAUGCGGUUUUUAUGUUUUGAAAUAUAUCACUGACAUCGUCGCACGUGCCAACCCCAGCCGUUACAUA